Saprolegnia parasitica CBS 223.65 is the source of this 931-nucleotide messenger RNA. RefSeq lists its product as hypothetical. The coding region runs from base 1 to 882 and encodes 293 amino acids. The transcript is spliced from 5 exons. NCBI's taxonomy places the organism in Eukaryota, Oomycota, Saprolegniomycetes, Saprolegniales, Saprolegniaceae. The record is from RefSeq and is a predicted model, not a curated record.
AUGCAGCGCCGACGAGCAUGGUGCAUGCUCUUCCUCUUCUUGCAGCACGCCGUGGCAACCACGGACCUCUGCUUGCUCGUCAGCACGUGCCUCGCCAACGGUCUCGGGCCCUGCACCGUCGCGCCGUGCCCACCUUGCUUGCACCUGACGCCGAGCGGCGCGUUCGCCUGCUACGCCAAGAUCGGCCAAGACCAGUGCCCGCUGCCCGACGCCCACGUCGACUGCACGCACAGCGACGGCGGGCUGUUUCGACGCCAGAACAACGCCACGGCGCACCUCGACGGAGCGACGACGGCGCCACCGAACAUGACGACGAAGCCAUCGAACGCAACGACGCUGCGCCCGAACGCGACAAGUGCGAUCUCGACGACGUUGCCUCCACGGUCCAACGAAACAUCGGCCGCUGCGUCGAGCACCAAGCCGUUUACAGCAACCAACUUUAUCCUCUUUGGCGCCCUCGCGGUUGUGAUCGUCAUUGGCGUCAUCUAUGCCGUCACCAUGCGCCACCAUCGGCGGCGAACCAAGCGCCAGCCGCCGCUGCAUCGUCGCAACCACCCCACCAACACGUCGUUCGUCGUGCCCCACGGCGGCAAGGGCGAGAGCAUCCCGGUGCUUGAGACGUUGACGGGCCGGCGGCAGCUGCAAGUGCUCGAUUCGACCGAGGCUUUCUCUAUCUACACACUGCGCAACCUUCCGGAUGCGUCCGACGACUCGAUUGACAACUACGUGCUGGAAGACAAGACGUCGUUUGGUGACGCCCGGGAUACGCAAAUGACUAUCAACAGCCUCAUGGACAGCUCGUACCAGCUGCCCAAGCACACCAAGGCGCCGACGCCGCCGUCGUCGUUUCACCGUAUGCCCGACAAGGAAAACGAGUUUUAGCGCGCCCAUAGACCUAUUUAACCGUCGUGCUCUGUUCAGUCUGUAUGUG